UAAAAAAAAUAAUAAUGAUCAAAUAAUUAGCAUAGAAGGUGAUGCAAUUAUAGCUUUAACGUUUUUAUGAAUUUAAUCGAUUUGCAGAUAAAUUAUAAAAGAAACAAUAAGACACUUAGAGACAGGAGUUUAAGAAGGAAUUAGAAUUUCUUGCUAGCAAAGUAAAUUCACAAAUGCACAUAGCCACAAUUUACAUUAAUAGAUUUUAGAUAAAGAGCAUUGGAUGGAUUGCAUAAAUUAAAAAAGGGAUUCAAGUAUCAAAUAUCUUCAGGAAAUGAGGAGACAGAAUAGCAAUUGACAUUAUAAAAAUAAGUAUUAAAUGCGAUGUUUGAUGAAGAAUUAUUGAAUCCAGAGGAUUUAUCUGGUGAUGUAUGUGUAAUGUAAUAAAAAAAAGUAAAAAAAAGAGAUAGCAAUGGUUGCUUAAGUAGAAGUACAAUAAGUGAAUUUUGUAUUGAGUCAAUUUAGUCAGAUGAAGAAUAUGCAUUCAUGGGUGAGAGAUAUGAAAGAGAGAGGAGAACCAAUGCCUGAUAAUUAGGAUGAUAUGAUGUACAGAUAUAAGAGAGAUAAGCCAAUAAAGAAGUCUUUUAUAAAAUUUGAUAUGAAGAGAUAAAAUUUUUCAAUGAAAUAGAGAUUAUAAAAGUUGAAAUGGGGUCCUCGUAAAGAGGUUUGAUAUAAUAGAUAUGUGUAC
Paramecium sonneborni is the source of this 688-nucleotide messenger RNA. The record is from the annotation of a GenBank genome assembly. NCBI's taxonomy places the organism in Eukaryota, Ciliophora, Oligohymenophorea, Peniculida, Parameciidae.